GUGUCACCCACAUCCCACCGCAAUUCGUGUUUUUUUGCUCGUGUUGGUCCAUCAAUAUCAUGAUUUUGGGGUUAUGAACAUAAUCAUCGGCCACCAGACGAUGUCAAAGAUCUAAAAAUACCGGAAGCCAGCCUCGUUCCACCAACCAGUCAUAAACAAGGUAAAAAUCAGCACUCAUUAAUCCUCGAAUAAAAAUUACUCCACCAAGUCUCGUUGGUCUUCUCCUGAAAACCUUCAACUGAAUUUCCCUCAUCAAUUCACUUCUCCAUAAACGCAAACCCAAGGUUAUUCCGUGGGCGAUGAGUAAAACAGGAAGUAUAAACGACAAUUCAACAAAUAUAUCAGCAAUUACUCAACAAUCAGCAAGUGACAAACGGUCUUCCACCCAAUAAGUCUUUAUUUUUCAUCAAUAAUGCCAGGAGAGUCCAUUGAAAUUCCCCACAUCUCUGUCCCUCCUCUCGCUGGAGAACAGUGGCCUCUACCAUCGGAGAAUGGCGUCUCGUCGAAAUUCGGUUGAAGCAGAUAAUUCUGCUGAAAGUAUUGAGAGGAUUGAUUACGAGGAGCUUGCGGAGUGGAAGAACCCAGAGGCUCCGAAGCUGCCUGCCAGGAAUCCACCAUUUUCCCAUAAUGUUUAUAGCGGUCCCGAGGGUUCAGUCGAUCGAUCUCAGAAGGACAAGACUCGGAUCACGGGGAUGUCGCUGGACAAUAUGUUCUGCUCCAGGUGUCGGGAGGGGUUCGAGGCACAUGAGAAAAUUGUUAAUUCUCAUGGGGAAUUGUGGCAUCCGCAGUGCUUCGUAUGCGCCCAGUGCUUCCGUCCAUUUCCCGAGGGGAUUUUCUACGAGUUCGAGGGUAGAAAAUACUGUGAAAAUGACUUUCAGGUCUUGUUUGCGCCCUGCUGUGGUCGAUGUGGAGAAUUUGUCAUUGGCCGAGUCAUAAAGGCGAUGAAUGCAAACUGGCAUCCAGGAUGUUUCCGCUGCGAGGAAUGUGACUUUGAACUCGCUGAUGCUGGAUUUAUAAAGUGCCAAGGGAGAGCUCUCUGUCACACUUGCAAUGCUCGAGUCAAGGCUGGAGCACUUGGGAAACAUAUUUGUCAUCAGUGCCAUGGAGUCAUUGAUGACAAGCCACUUCGAUUCCGAGGGGAAGUCUAUCAUCCCUAUCACUUCAAUUGUACUGCCUGCCAGGUGGAACUCAAUUCUGACGCUAGGGAAGUCCGGUCAAGACCUGGUUAUGCUGCCAAUGAAAUGAAUGAAUUGUACUGCCUUCGUUGCCAUGACAAAAUGGGAAUUCCCAUCUGUGGAGCUUGUCGACGUCCAAUCGAAGAGAGAGUAGUGACUGCCCUGGGGAAACACUGGCACGUCGAGCAUUUCGUCUGUGCCAAGUGUGAAAAGCCGUUCUUGGGACAUCGUCACUACGAGAAGAAGGGUUUAGCUUACUGUGAGACUCAUUAUCACCAGUUAUUUGGAAAUCUCUGCUUCGUUUGCAAUCAAGUUAUUGCUGGAGAUGUUUUUACUGCUCUCAACAAAGCCUGGUGCGUCCACCACUUCGCCUGUGCGUUUUGCGACCAAAAGAUGAACCAGAAGACGAAAUUCUUUGAGUUUGAUCUGCGUCCAGCCUGCAAAAAGUGCUACGACAAAUUUCCCCAGGAGUUGAAGAAACGCAUGCGUCGUAUGUACGACCUCAACCCCAAGAGAAUACCCGCAUAAGUAAUCUCAUCUUGCCAAGGGGGCUACACUCACAGUGUCUCGAUUCUCAUAAUCUUAAUACUUGUAACCAAAGUAACUCUGUGUAUUUUAUCGACAAUUUUUUAACAUUCUUUUUUCUUUUUUUGUAUCGACCUUUCGGAGUUGAUGCAAUGCCUUCCAUUUUUAGAAACUUGAUGAUUUUACGUGCCUUGAGAAGCAAGUUUUUAUGACAAUUUGAAUAAUCCUUAUUUACAAGAUUAAAUAAAAAACUUAUAUUUUAAAGAA
This is a messenger RNA of Diachasma alloeum, 1967 nucleotides long. It is a transcript of the gene stck, whose product is annotated as LIM and senescent cell antigen-like-containing domain protein 1. The coding region runs from base 492 to 1703 and encodes 403 amino acids. NCBI's taxonomy places the organism in Eukaryota, Metazoa, Arthropoda, Insecta, Hymenoptera, Braconidae. Gene Ontology annotation, biological process: positive regulation of substrate adhesion-dependent cell spreading; cell-cell junction organization; cell-cell adhesion. The record is from RefSeq and is a predicted model, not a curated record. The transcript has 9 exons. Gene Ontology annotation, cellular component: focal adhesion; cytoplasm; cell-cell junction.